Molecule: messenger RNA, 4011 nt
Organism: Gadus chalcogrammus (walleye pollock)
Lineage: Eukaryota; Metazoa; Chordata; Actinopteri; Gadiformes; Gadidae
Exons: 7
Coding region: 389-1396 (335 amino acids)
Source: RefSeq, a predicted model, not a curated record
AGACAUAACGGUUGCUCAAUAUAAUAAUAGAAAGUCAAACUCUACUACAAAUUAUGUUUUGUUACGAUCAAAACCAAGUUGUAGAUCAAUCCAAAGCAAAGGGACUACUUCUAUAAAACACAUUGAUAAUGGGACUAUAGGGACGUUCUACUGGGUCAAUAUAAACUGAACUGCUGAUAGGAUGUCAUGUCAAUGAGAGAGGGAGAAGGGAAGCUAUAUAUGGUAUUUAAACAUUGUGAAGGGAGGUUAUUGGCUAUUGCAGAGAAUAUCUAAAAGGAGGAAGCUAAAUGUGAAGACUAUUACUGUAGUCUUUCACAAUCAGCCAAUCAGCCCUCCCCCUGUCCAAGUGGCGUUAAUAACCAGACACAGAGAGGCAGCUACGGAGCAGAUGAAGAUGAAUCCAUGGACCCUCUCUGUGCUCCUGCUGCUAGCUGGGCCGCUGGGGGCGGACCCUGACUGGCACGUGGAGUACCCUGACUCCUUCUGCGUGGUGGAGGGCUCCACCGCCACCAUCCCCUGCAGCUUCACCCACCCCAAGGUGCACAAAGAGACCGGCGCGGUGGUGGACCGGGUGGAGCGGGUGGUCUGGUGCCCCAAGCACCAGAUCUGCCAAGGCCCCACGCCCAACGUGUACGACAGCAGCAACGUCCGGGCCGACAGCAGGUUCCUGUACCUGGGGGACCUCGUCAGGAACUGCACCUUAAAGAUCAUCAAGACGGUGAAACGGGACGCUGCAACGUACCGCUUCCGCUUCGAGACCAACGGCGGAGGGUACACCGGACAGAAAGGAGUCAGAGUCAACGUCACUGUUGUAAAGAACGUCCGUCUCACUGUGUCUUCAACAGAUGGAGAGGAUUUGAAGGUCAGAAGCUCCGUCACUGACCAUGUGCUGAAAGAGGGCGGUCAGGUCACACUCACCUGUACCUCAGCCUGCUCCUUCCACCAAUUGGACGUCCACUGGUACAGAAAUGGCCACACCCUAUCAGAGACAGGCCCCGCCCUCCACCUCAGCUGUCUGACCAAUGACGACGCAGGGAAUUACACCUGCUCUCUGGACUCCAGUGGGCAGAAGACCACCUCUGCGCCUUGGAGUCUGGUCGUGUUGGAAGAUGAAGGAAGGAACAAGUGUGGCAGUGACUGGCGCGUGACAGUGCCGGUGGUGUCGGUGCUGUUGGCUGUGUUCCUUUUCCUCCUGGCUGGGCUGGUCUUCGCUAAAAGGAGACGUGCACAAAAAAAGCCAUCAGAGGUGAUUCAAAAACAGGAGGUGGACUGUAAACAGGAAGCGGUGGGAGCUUCAGAGGAAGUCAGCUAUUCAACCAUCCACUUCAAACGCAAUUCCUCGAGGUCAGCCCCUGGACCGGAACAUGAGAUCGUCUACAGCGAGGUCGUUCGCUGAACCAAACUCAAGCAGCGACUCCUCUUCCUCCUCCAGUGAUGACGAGAUAAGGGAACACUAACGUCAUCAUGUCUGUUGUCUGUCACAGACUUAUUGGUUGAGUCUUGUUCUUUUCAGUUUCUAUUUCUGCUUGUAACAUUUCUGAUGAUUUCAGUGUUUUAUGCAUUUGAGUUUUCUUUCUUUAUCGUAUGUUGUUGUUUAUUCUGAAUAUACUCGAGGUUGUCUGAAUAACGGUGAGGUUUGUAAAGACUGGUUCUUCUCCAUUCUGCUCCUGAUGACUAGGCUACGUUUAAAAAAAAUACUUCUCAACUUAGUUUCUUGAUGGCAAGGCCGCUCAAUCUUUCAUGAGCCUUUUCUUCUGUUAGCUUACAGUAUUUAUGCAAUCAUAUCUUUACAGUCUUACUUAAUCCACGUAGGCUUACAAUAAGGUCUGUCAUGUUCUUAUCAUCGGUCGUUCCUGUGUUAAAGUGAAGCCAUUUUAAAUACUGAUAAAGUUAAUGGGGGUCAGAUAAUAAUAGGCGUACCAUUCAUCCCUGAGAUUCAUUCCAAACUGUAAGGCUCGGACUCACCACUGCCAGUUGUCCUCUCGGGUAGGAUGGCCUGCUUUGUCCACUCGUAGGCUCAGUCACGACUGCAUAUAUAUUUAUAAGGCAAAACUUGGUGUGCUACCUAGCUAUUUAUGCUCCCUUAUCAUGCGGAAAAGUGCUGGUCCACACUUUUUACGUUCAGAGGACUUGGUGUUGCUAUUUGUCCCCAAUAUGCGGACAGAACAGGGUAAAAAGGCUUUUGUAUACUCUGCCCUCACUGUGUGGAAUACGCUGCAGAAAGACCUAGGACUUGUUGAAUUCAUUUCGUUAAAUGCUUUUAAGAUGAAAAUAAAGGAAAUUGAGCUAGACUCUCUAAGAUAAGAUUUGAAUAGGUUUUUGUUUCCUGGUUGCAGAAAUGGAUCUUUUAAGAUUGAUGCAGUGUGAAUUGAUUUGCUUUAUUUUAGUGCGAUUGGAAUUUUUGUCCCUGUGUGUUUGUCUGAAACUGUUUGUCUGUAACUGUGGUUUAUUGUGCACAAUAAACCAGGUCAAACCAAUAGACCUGGUCUUAUAUUAGCUCUACAGUGGUGAGGGUGAUUAUUAUUUAAUUUUUUAACCUUUAUUUAACCAGGAGAAAACCCUUUUUCAAAGGUGACCUGGCCAAAGCAGGCAGCAUGCUCCUGCCUGCUUUGACGAGGUCACCUUUGAAAAAGAGAUUUUUAAUCUCAAUAGGUUUUUCUCCUGGUUAAAUAAAGGUUAAGAAAAAUAAUAAUAAUAAUUACCCUCACCACUGUGGAGCUUAUAUAAGAAAGGGGAAGUAGAAUUCACUGGAACUCAGCAGGAACUUUGUCUGCUGCCAUGUGUGUCAAAGUCCUCUCUUCCCCGAAUACUAUUAUUAAGAUAGCAGAAGUCAGAUAGAAUUGAACGAAAGUCUUUUUGUGAAGCGUCUGUAUAAAAAUACAGGUAUUAUAGGUAUGCAUAACCCAAUUUAGACAUAGAACAAGCUUUUUGGGAACUGUAUUAGACCUUUCAAGUAGGCUAUUAAACUAUAAAAGUUUAUUUAAUACCUUAUUUUGAGCAUGCAGUGUAUUUUCGAUGCGAUACAGCUGUGGAAAAUAUUCCUAUCUUAAUAAAUAAAUAAAAAAGCAUUUAUAUUUUAGAAUAUGUUGUCAAAAUAAUAUUCUUUAAAAAAACAUAGACGUAAAAUAAAUAAAAUGCCUCAACAAACUUUUCGUUGUCAUCUACAUUGGGCAGAUAGAAUCCAUUUCCUGUAGCCUUUCACAAUCGGCCAAUAAGCCCUCCCCCUGUCCUAGUGACGCUAACAACCACUGAGACACUCCAUUUGAGACACUUUGUUGCUCAAAUGUAAUAUUACUCUGCUCCUUGAGCCUCCCGACAUGUCUUGCGAUAUUGAUAUGGACACAAAAUGAAUUCCAAUGCCCAGCUGACAAAUCAUAUCGUGUGUCCCCCUUCCCCCCUGCUGACUGUUUGCUAUGUGUGACUGUAGGCUACUGUCUGCUGCCUGUCUUGGCCAGGACACUGGAAGAGACGUUUAAUCUCAAUGAUGAUUAUUAUUAUUUUCAACUAACCAGUAGUAGUUGCCUUGCAUUUUAAAAUGUCAAUGCACUUUUCAGCGCUGAAUAACAGUAAAAGCUUUUUAAUAAUUGAUUUGCAUGCAUAGUAUUCUCUACUUACAUUAAGUAGAAAUGUACCUUAUGUGAAUGAGGAGUAGAAAGUCAGUAUUUCUCACACCACUUCUGUGGGCGUGUUGAUGACGCUUCUGCAUGUCAUUGAGUGGCCCCCUAAAUGAUAAUCAGCCAGCUGCCUUCAUUUUGCUGAAUGGUUAAAAAAAAAAUUAAAUGUUGGCACUGCUUUUCAGAGUCAGGCCGAUUUAAGGCUGGUUUAUGCUCGGUUACGUAAGCGUAAGCGCAAGCGCAAGAGGCCCUUGCGCGCCCUUGCGCCCCCCUUGCGCGACUUCUCACGUCUUGCGUGCGUCGGGCGAUUUUUCUAGACUUGCGUCAUUUUUUACGUAAGCUUUUACGCGAGCCGCCCAGCCUGCAAGGCUGUGAUUGGUUUGCUGGUCUGGUUACU